This is a messenger RNA of Cyphomyrmex costatus, 1136 nucleotides long. Its product is annotated as F-box only protein 32. Lineage: Eukaryota; Metazoa; Arthropoda; Insecta; Hymenoptera; Formicidae. The coding region runs from base 105 to 1136 and encodes 343 amino acids. Gene Ontology annotation, molecular function: protein binding. Gene Ontology annotation, cellular component: cytoplasm; nucleus; SCF ubiquitin ligase complex. Gene Ontology annotation, biological process: protein ubiquitination. The transcript has 7 exons. The record is from RefSeq and is a predicted model, not a curated record.
GCGCCCUGCGUCGCUCCAGUCCGUCGUCAUUGUCGUCGUCGUCGUCGUCGUCGUUGUUGUCGUCGUUGGCCAGGGUCGUCCUCGCCUGUUAGGCUGAAUUAAGGAUGCCGUUCAUAUCCAAGGAUUGGCGCAGCCCAGGCGAGGAGUGGGUGAAGACGGUCGAGGGAUGGGAGAAGAAGAAGAUCCUCGAAUGCGCCAACAACAAAACCCUCUCGCUUCUCCUACGUGGCGAAAAAGAUACCGGCGAUAAGAAAGAGAAGGACAAGAAGAAAGAAAACGCCGUCCAACCACAUUGUCACAUCACACUGAAGUGUACACGCGAGAUCGCCGGUUUCAAUGGCCUGAGCGACGCCUUGAAGAGGCUGGAUUUCCUGUCCGCGGUGCACGACUGCCGUCGAUUCAAUUACAUAGUCCGUCUCCUGGAUCUCUUGGUCAGUCAUAGAAUGGGCGGUCUUAGCGGAUGCGCUCAAAGAGUGCUCUUCAAUAUGCUCGAGGAAGUUGCUUUAGAAGUGUCACUGUCGCAACAACAGACAGGAAGGCUGCGGCGUCUCAUAGAAAGAGUUCGAGCUUUUAGCGCUGGCUGCUGCUGGGGCGGCAGACCCUUGGGUUCCGUUAUCCUAUGGGAGAAACAUAAAGCAGCUUUGGAAAGAAUAUUGCAGAUCGCCUCGUCGAUCACUAUCACCCAGCCGGACGAAGAGCAGCAACCUCAAUGGUCGGAUCUACCGCCUGAGUGCCGUCGAGAGAUUCUCCUACGCUUGAGCGAUCCUCGAGACAUUGAAGCUUCUUCCGAAGCGUGCGAACACCUUGCCGUUCUAGCGCAGGAACAGCGAAUCUGGCGCGAACUUGCCCAAUAUCAUUUCACGCCACAGCAAAUUGCCACCACCAGACAGAAUAAUCCUGGGAAAGACUGGAAAACCAUAUUCACUGUCGCUCGGAGAUUGUUCGGAUUACGAGAGGAGUACGCCGAGAUGAUACAGUUAUGCCGUAAUUGCCGCUGCUUGUUCUGGCGGUCCCUGGGCCACCCCUGCAUCGCGGAUCAAGAUCCUGCGUUUCAAGAGAAACUGGCGGAUGUCGACCAAGCAUCUCUCCAUGUGCCGAUCCCUCCGCAGACCUUCCUGAAAUUUUUCUCACUGUGA